CGAAUCUCAAACAAUAGGGUCUCUGUGGUGUUUGUACGAAGAGAAAUCUUUCACACAGAUGCUGUACUCUCUCAAAUUGUCCCCACUUUUGGCAAACUCCUGCUAGACUUUGCAUGGUUAUAUUUUUGAACAGUAUUUGGAGAAAACAGUCAAAAAUAAGUGAUCAUUUGCCACAAGUCGUGCAGAGCUCUGCCAUUCUGGAGAGCGGAAAAUGUGGAAGUGUUCUUUUUGAGCAUGGCAGGCUUGGCCAGUCCAAGCCAUCCUGUUACAGGGCUGGGUGCUGCUGCCAGCCCACUCUGGGCUAAUUGUCCCAGGGCUGAGCUCAGCUCACCCAAGCCAUGGGUGAGCAUGGUGCCACCUCAGCCCUUGGUGGCCUGCUGGGAUGCUGUGCACCAAGCUCCAUGUCCUCCUGCCUUCACCCCAGCAGGGCUGGCCCUGGGGAGGAACAGGAGGGUUUUGCUGUGUUUUGCUGUGGGUGCAGCACGAAGGGCUGGCUGCAGGAGCACGGAUCCUGGCGGAGGCGGUGAGGUGGAGCGGGUUUUCCUGCAAUUGUAGGGGACAUUUUCCUGUUGUGUUUCAGCCACGACUGUCUUGCAGUUGCAGACGCAGCCAUCGCUGCCACAGGAUUGCUGGGGCAGUGGUAGGGGCUGCUGUGGUGGCUGAAGGGUCAGCGUGGUCCUGUCUCCGCAGCAAUGUUUCCCACGGAAGAUGUAGGGCGGGAUCCAGCGAUAGCUGAUCAGCUUCCCUGGAUUUCGCUGACACCACAGGAAAGCUUUGCCUGAAGAUGGAAACACUGGAGUCAGAACUGACCUGCCCUAUCUGUCUGGAGCUGUUUGAAGACCCGCUGCUGCUGCCUUGCGCUCACAGCCUCUGCUUCAACUGCGCGCACCGCAUCCUGGUCUCCCACUGCGCCACCAACGAGCCAGUGGAGUCUAUCACCGCCUUCCAGUGCCCGACCUGCCGCUAUGUCAUCACCCUCAGCCAGCGCGGUCUAGACGGGCUCAAGCGCAACGUCACCCUGCAGAACAUCAUCGACAGGUUUCAGAAAGCCUCGGUCAGUGGGCCCAAUUCCCCCAGCGAGACCCGCCGGGAGCGGGCGUUCGAUAACAACAGCAUGUCGUCCUGCGAGAAGGUGCUCUGCCAGUUCUGCGACCAGGACCCUGCCCAGGAGGCGGUGAAAACCUGCGUUACCUGCGAGGUGUCCUACUGCGAGGAGUGCCUGAAAGCCACUCACCCCAAUAAGAAGCCAUUCACCGGCCACCGUCUCAUCGAGCCUAUCCCGGACUCUCACAUCAGGGGAUUAAUGUGCUUGGAGCAUGAGGAUGAGAAAGUUAACAUGUACUGUGUGACUGAUGACCAGUUAAUCUGUGCCUUGUGUAAACUGGUCGGGCGACACCGUGACCAUCAGGUGGCAGCUUUAAGUGACCGCUAUGACAAGCUAAAGCAAAAUUUGGAGAGUAACCUCACCAACCUUAUUAAGAGGAACACUGAACUGGAAACUCUUCUGGCAAAACUCAUUCAGACCUGUCAACAUGUAGAGGUAAAUGCAUCCCGCCAAGAAACCAAGCUGAUGGAAGAAUGUGACCAACUCAUUGAAAUAAUCCAGCAAAGACGGCAAAUAAUUGGAACCAAAAUCAAAGAAGGAAAGGUGGUGAGGUUGAGAAAACUGGCUCAGCAGAUUGCGAACUGCAAGCAGUGCAUUGAGCGCUCGACAUCCCUCAUCUCUCAGGCUGAGCAGUCACUGAAGGAGAACGAUCAUGCUCGCUUCCUGCAAACAGCUAAAAAUAUCACUGAAAGGGUUUCCAUGGCAACUGCAUCCUCCCAGGUUCUAAUUCCUGAAAUUAACCUCAAUGAUACAUUUGAUACCUUCGCACUAGAUUUUACCAGGGAGAAGAAAUUGUUGGAAUGCCUUGAUUACCUUACAGCUCCCAACCCACCCACCAUUCGAGAAGAGCUCUGUACAGCCUCUUAUGACACCAUUACUGUGCACUGGACAUCAGAUGAUGAGUUCAGUGUGGUCUCUUACGAGCUGCAGUACACCAUCUUCACUGGGCAAGCCAACGUUGUUAGUUUAUGCAACUCAGCCGACAGCUGGAUGAUUGUUCCUAAUAUCAAACAAAACCACUACACGGUGCACGGGUUACAGAGUGGCACGAAGUACAUCUUCAUUGUCAAGGCCAUUAAUCAGGCUGGCAGCCGGAGCAGCGAGCCUGGCAAGCUCAAGACAAACAGUCAGCCAUUUAAACUGGACCCCAAAUCUGCUCACAGAAAAUUGAAAGUGUCUCACGAUAACUUGACAGUGGAACGGGAUGAAACAUCAUCCAAGAAGAGUCACACACCAGAGCGAUUCACGAGCCAAGGGAGCUACGGAGUAGCUGGCAACGUGUUCAUCGACAGCGGGCGGCACUACUGGGAGGUGGUUAUAAGCGGGAGUACAUGGUAUGCUAUUGGUAUUUCCUACAAGUCAGCACCGAAGCACGAGUGGAUUGGAAAGAAUUCUGCCUCCUGGGUGCUUUGCCGCUGCAACAACACGUGGGUGGUGCGGCACAACAGCAAAGAAAUCCCCAUCGAGCCCGCGCCCCACCUGCGGCGGGUCGGGAUUCUGCUGGACUACGACAACGGCUCCCUUGCCUUUUAUGAUGCUUUGAACUCCCUACACCUUUACACUUUUGACAUUACAUUUGGCCAACCAGUGUGCCCCACGUUCACGGUGUGGAAUAAAUGCUUGACCAUUAUAACUGGCUUGCCUAUCCCUGAUCACCUAGACUCCUCCGAGCAGCUCGCGUGACUGCUGAAAGCCAAAAGGUAGGACGGCACAUCUUCCCAGGCACACAUCUUCCCAGGCACACAUCUACCCAGGCACACAUCUUCCCAGGCACACAUCUACCCAGGCACACAUCUUCCCAGGCACACAUCUACCCAGGGCAACCAGGCAGCGCCACCAGGAGCUUACCCGGAGCUGGCGGAUCCAUGUGGCAUCCCAGACAAUGCUGUCGAAUUUGGGGAAAACUGACAAGAAGAGAAAAUCUCUUCCUGUGUAUUUUGUACUGAAGGACAGGAAACGGCUUUAAUAAUAUCCUAGAACUUUUUUUUUUAUUUUUGGUUUUGUUUGGUUGGUUUUUGUAUUUCAUCUCUUACAGGAAGAUUUAUAAAUUAUUUAUAAAAAUAGAAAAAAAAAAAGAGAGAAAACUGAAAGUCUAGUAUGGAUACCUGGGAAAUGACUUCUUGUUGUUUUGGGGGUUUUUUUUGCACAUUAGUGGUCCUAUUAAUUAAAGUUCCAUCAUCCUUUUGAAUAAUUUUAUUUUACAGUGGUUAAUAGCAGGAAAUUGGAAAGAUGAAAACUGCACAGUGGACAAGUCAGCAUACUGCAGGUUUUACUGAUACCAACAUUAGUGGUCUCAUUACCAGCCUUGUUGAGUAUGAGAUCUCCCAAUUUCUACUUUGCACAUGGGAGUGUGCAGACCAAAAGAACAAAAAUAAGCAAGCAAGGAAGUGGAGCUCACCAACACAGCAAAAGAAUAAAGUUUAAUUUACUUUUGUUCACAGGGCAGUGCACUCUCUGUUCAUAAAAAACAUGUGGAAUAUCUCCUAGAAAUGUGAGUGGAUAAAUCAUCUGGUGAUUUAUUUUAUUGAUGGCGAUAUUCCCAUCUACCAGUGCUUCGCUUUUGCCUUUGGGAAACGUUAUAGAAUCACUGAGGAUGUGGAAGACCGAUACCAUCUCUGAGAAUCAGCAACACUGGAGGAGAACAGCCAAUCCAAGGUCUGACUGUAGACUAAUUUGAUAAAGCACGGCACCGUUUAAGGAUGAUUGAUUGAUUGUAAUAGAAGAUGUCACGGUUCUGAUGGUAGACAUGUGAAUGCUCAUUGCUGAUUUUACAAGGUUCAACAUAGCAAGCCCAGCCAACAACUCGGAAGUGAGACAUGCACCACCUUACCAUUGGUUUUAAAUUAAAUACAAAUGUUUCAUUGUCGUACACUGUGUAGUGUCUAGCACAAAGCAAGAAAAUCUGUUUUACAUGUGCUGUAUGGAGGAACACUGCAGCUGGAGUUUGCUCAUAGUUAGCAUUGUCCCAGGUUGUUUGGGAAAGCACAGUUCACUUUGUGAAUGAAAAGUAGAGAGUAACCUCUCAGCAGCAGUAGGAAUCUGCACAGAGAGACCCUAUAUUCAUCCUGGUGUGAAGGCAAGAGUGGUUGUAUGUACUUUAUCUCAGAGCUGAAUCAGGUGCAUUUUUUCCCCUUUCCCUUUACAGAUAGAAGCUUUUUGUAAUUAUUGCAAUGCUUAUGUAUAAAUGAUCAUUUUGGGAGAUGCUUGAGGUAUAUGACAACUUUAAAAGAAUGGUUUUCCUACAGUGUUUUGUUGUUACUAUGCAAGUGGUGAAAAUCUGCCUGUGUAGAGAAAAGUUAAAUUGAAUAUCAGCUUUAAAGAUUUGCUCAGUAAUUUAUAACCAUGCUUUAGGUGUCUUUUGAAAAAGAUGCCUUAAUGCACUUUGUUCAGUAAUGGGUCCAGAAUAAAAUGGUCCCAAGCUCAGCUUCAGAUUUUUUACAUACUGAUUCUCCAGGUACAAAGCUCUACUACAGUUUGCCUUAUGAGUAUAUAAAAAAUUUAUGAACAAGAUGAGGAGAAUACGUACAUGCCCAUUUGUUUGUUUGGGGUUUUUAAUAGAAAAUAAAUGCCUUUCCAUGCUUCUUUGAUUUCCCUUUAUAUGCCCUGCUAACUGCUUAAAUAAAUGGAAAAAUAUCUGGCAGUACAUUGUUGAUGCCAUGGCUUUCAGCUAGGCAACAUCCCAUAUUUCACAGGUAGGAACUACUGAUCUUUCCCAAAUAUACAUAAAAAAGCAAAAUGUGUGCGUAUAGCGAACCUCAGUGUUUAUCAUAGUGUCAUUAAUAAUCAAGAAACAUAUACCCUCAAAAAUGAAAAAGUAAAUCAGUCCCCAAGCAUUAGAUUUUAAAAUUGAGUACAAUGUUAAUGGUACAAUCUGAUAUACAAUGCCCAGAUGAUCUGACCUGGGAUGUUUGGGAGCUAGCUGACAUGGUAUGAAAAUUUUGAAUAUGAGUUGACAGGAGAUGUCUGAUGCAAAGCAGUGAUAAAAGGAUGCAUGAAGAAAGGACUUUUAUUCUAGGGUUAUUGCCAAGUUUCUGCCUAAAAGGAAGGAGUGAAUUACCAAAGUAAAUGUAGCAAGGCUCUGUAUCUUCUCUUUUGCAAGAAAUAUUAGAUCUAGAAGCUGAUUUCAGUAGUGGAGAAACUGAAAACACUGCUCGGUGUUUGGUUAUACAGUGUUGGCAGAGAUUGAGCUGGAUGGAAAUAAUACCAUGAAUUUGGAGAGGUCCCAAAUGAUUUUCAUUGUAAAGAUAGAGCAUGAGUCUAAAGACACAUCAUGGUUUUGGCCAAUGGAAAAAGGAUGGUCUGUUAUCUACAGACCUUGCUGUAUCAUCUUUAUUUUAACACAGAAUACUUCAUUUGGAGCUAAGCCACAUUUUUCCAAUGUGCUAUUAACUGUCAGUACUCUUUGUGCAUAUAUGUUUGUGUAUAUAUGUACACAUAUGUAUGGGUAUACACGCACCAGCAUAUGCACAAAUAUCGUGUGUAAUUUGUGUAUACACACCCAUAUGUAUAUACACAUACAAAGUGACAGCGAUUAGUCAGGUGUUCCUUUUUUCUUGUUUCUUGGACAAUUUCAUAUUCUGUAUGACAAUGAGGAAACAAGUUUGCUAUGAAUAGUAUUCUUCUGGACGUUUUUUAACAAACAGAAUCUGUUUAUUUUACAAUACUUGAUUCAAUGCCUGAUUAAUCAAUAAAAACUUGCAUUUGAAAAUGUAGCAUCUGUGGUCUGUGGCAUUUUGCAUGGUCCAUAGUAAUUAAUUGAAAUCUGGGGGAGCAAGUAAUUCUUGUAUAAAAAAUAAAACAUGGUACUUUAAUGUUGCAUGUGGUCUUAGAUGAGGAUUUUUCCCUUUUAUUUUGAAAGUUUUGUGACUAGGAAUGAGGUAACAUUGUAUAAUGCUGUGUUUAACAAAAGCAGAUUUUUUAAGAAUAAUCUGCUGAGAUGCAAACAAUGAAAGUGGUAGAUAAAGCCUGUGUUUGUUUCAAAAGUGUACUUAAAACCCAAUUUGGGGUGCAGCAGAAUUAGAGAAAAAAUAACACAAUCUCUUUAGGAGAUAAUAGCAGGUCAGAGUAGUGUUGAGCCUGAGGAAAUGGAAGGGUGGGGGAAUAUUUUUCUCUGAGACCGGAUAAGAUUUUCCAUGUGUUUGACUUUUAUGUGUUAAUGCACACCUAACAGAAAAAAAAAAAUCUGUCUCCAGUCUACUGUAUUUUCCCAUUGUUGGCUUUCAGAGAGCAAUAACGUUGCUGCUUUUUCUGCCAUUAGUUUAUUUUUUAUCCGUUUUGGAAAUCCCAUUUUUCAAUUGCUCAACAAAGAGACUCUCAGUGAGCAGAGGGUCCCAAGGGUAGGAAGCAUAAAAGUCUCUCAGGUCUGGGUACACUAUGAAAAACAGGAAAUCUGCAACUACAGGUGAAAACACAGUCUUCAUUAUUUUAGCAAUAGUAGAUCACUAAACAGCAGUGUGCAUCAUCUGUUUUAGUCCUGUGUCUUAAUUGCAAACACUAUAUUCUUUACAUGUUAGAAAACGCAACAGGACACCAUUGAGAGCACAAAUUAAAAUGUCAGCUCAUUAACCAGUUCAUUUUGAGAUGGCCAACAUUUAUAGCACCAUGAAGUACUGUGGAACAUGCCAUUAAAAUAUUAUUUAAUAACACAGUAAAUAUUUAUUUUCUAAUUAUUCACAUAAAACAAAUGUCUAGUAGUUAGCAGAUUCUGCUUUUAGUUGCAGUAGCACAAUUUUCAGAUAAGCCCAUGCACCAAAACAAAGUGAGGAUUGCUAGUGGCUCUCAUCUGUGUCUCCAAAACUGAGGGUAUUCAUUUUAGUUGGGAACACUGUUUCAGUUUGUGGUUUAGGAGUGCAGAACUGCUGGACCCACACAGGAAGCACACACCAGCCCCUCAGUAACUGGCCAGGGCACACCUGGCCUGAAGGCUUUCAGUGAGGCAGCUUUGGGGGGCUGGUGAUAAACAAAAACAUGCACAAGUUGCUUAUGGAGUGAUGUGCUGGGAGUUUCCCUGUUAAACCAUUUCUGAUGUAUUUUCACAUACUGUUCUUUGUAAUAGUUGGAAGUGUGUCUUGAGAUAGAGGGAUGUAAAAUGCAGAAUUUUCCUGUCUUAGUGAGUUGGUUGCCCAUACAGAAAUGAGCACAAUGUUUUUGUCUUCACAUUGAGGAAAGUCCUGUUCCCUUACCAGUUCUGAUGUUGAGCUAUUUGUAUUUAAUGUUCUUUCUGAAAUGAAAGAAACCCUGUUUACAUUUUAACUUUUGAAUUAGCACUCGAUUUUCAUGUAAAAAAUUAAGAGACUACAGAGCAGUGAUGUUAACAAUGCUUUCAGUGUGGGCUAGAUUCUUGGUUUGGACUGUGAUGUUUAGGGCAUCUGUGUGUGUAAAUCAAAUCUCUGUACCAGAACAGACUGAUGUGUCAUUCAUGUGGGAGUUGAACAGUGCAGGUGCAAGUGUUUUCUUCUGAGAUAGGCUUUUGCAUUAAAUCCACUCUUUGAGCAGAAUAUUCUGUUCUUUAAUUUUUAAAAUUGGUUUUCUGAUUCAAGUGCAGACCCAGUUAAUGAGACUGUAAAUAAUACAAUCAUUCAUCAUGUUGCUAAUUUUAGCAAGCCCUGCCGAAUCAUGUGCUUCUGGCAGGUCACUGAACACCUCAGCUGUAGUCAUAACCUUUACAACCUCACCUCCAACGUGAGGACUGAUGCUGAAGAUGUUGCCCAAGUGUGCAACUUUCCCAGUGGGAUUCAUCCUGUUGUGAGUAAGGAACUCCAGCACAAGUCAUGAGACCAGUUAGAGCUGAGGGACACAUAUAUUGCACAAGGCUGAUAUGGGAAAGAUAUGGGCUAGAAAACCAUCACUGUUGAGGCAGUUCUGGUUUAGAAGAGCAACAAUAUAUUAGGAAGUUAUGAAGUCUACUACAGUGUGGCUGACAGUGGCAUUAUUACUGCUGCCUGAGAGAGGAAUGGAGUACCAAAAGAGGGAGUUCUGGAGCAGUGCUGAGAGAUCACUGAGUGACAGGCAGCUGAAAACCUGCCACCACUGCCUGCCUUGGCACCAUGCUGCAGCUCUGCAAAGCAAGCCUGCACCUAUUCAUCCUUUUGUUCCAGCUCAACCUCAACCCACAUUCCCAAAUGACAGGAAAAAUAAUAUUGCAAUUACAUAUUUGAAAUCCUAACCUGAAUAAAAGCAGCAGGGCAAGGAUGAGAGCCCCAGGCCUUGAUCCUCCUUUAUUCACCUAGAUUUUUACAUCUGCUGACUUCAAAGGAGAUAGUCCUGAUUUACACAGAGGUAGUAAAGCCCAUGAAUCUUCACUUUCCAAAGAGUCAAACCCAAGUGAAGCAGGAGCCCCUGUGAGAACAACUCAGACUUCCCAUUAAAUCAUGUCUUUGGAGAAAGUACUUUAGCUGCUAGCAAAAGUGCAAUUUCUCAUGAGCUGUUUCCCAAGGCCAGCACAGGUGUGUUUUAAAAUGUCUGGUUCUUUUAAAAUGUAUGGCUCAAUAACAUUCUUCUUGUGUGAAUUGUUCAGGCAAUGUU
Molecule: messenger RNA, 8629 nt
Organism: Catharus ustulatus (Swainson's thrush)
Lineage: Eukaryota; Metazoa; Chordata; Aves; Passeriformes; Turdidae
Gene: MID1
Product: midline 1
Exons: 10
Coding region: 785-2788 (667 amino acids)
Molecular function (GO): protein binding; zinc ion binding
Source: RefSeq, a predicted model, not a curated record